Molecule: messenger RNA, 1391 nt
Organism: Desarmillaria tabescens
Lineage: Eukaryota; Fungi; Basidiomycota; Agaricomycetes; Agaricales; Physalacriaceae
Exons: 7
Coding region: 78-1082 (334 amino acids)
Source: RefSeq, a predicted model, not a curated record
CGUGAAGACAUGAUGCAGCAGCAGUUAAUCAGCGAUCCACCUGGCCCUUUCAUCCAGUUACUUCCAGGUCGUUGGGCAUGGCAUUCACGUCUGACCACGCAACUUUCAUAGGAUUUGGAGUGGAUGCCAUUCUCUAUGAUUUUACUCAUUUUUUCCCAGGAAUCAACAUUGUAUUGGUUUUCACAGCUCUCGCGGUCCUUAUCUUCAGGUCUCGCACAGUGAAAAAUAAAGAUAUCUUGAUUUUUAUGACCUGUUUUUUGUUUUCGUUGUGCACUGUCCGUUUCGCGCUCGACUUCAAUAAUGUCUAUGAUGGACUGCUUAUCCACCCUCGGCCGAUCUCAGAAGAGACCAAGCUUUUGGAAGGAGCGGAUGCGUUGUUCUAUAUUACCGACUUCAUAGCGGAAAUCGUCUUGAUAUACCGCUGCUGGCUGGUAUGGGGAAAGGACUAUAGCGUAACUGUUUUCCCGUCCUUAAUGGCGUUCGGAGCUUUAGGCUGUGGCAUGGCGAGCAUAGGUCUGUUGAACAAAAUCGACGCGACGUCAAACCAGGCACCUGCAGAAAUUGUCCCCCUUGGGACUUCUGGCUUCGCGUUGUCCCUUGGCUGCAACUUCUUCCUUACGGUUCUAAUCGUCGGCAGAAUUUGGUAUAUGUCCAGGCAAAUGCAAAGGGCAAUGCCGGAUAAAGACGACUCCCUACCGAAGGCAAUGAGCAUUGUAAUCGAAUCCGGAACGUUGGUGCUAGUCGUUCAGCUCAUUCUAGUCGUCUUGUUUGCCAUUAGACAUCCGGCACAAGCUAUCAUGGUUCCGGCUGCUACGCAAAUCUAUGGCAUCGCACCAACUAUGAUUAUUGUGCGGUCGGGGUUGGGAACUGCCUUCGAGCCAACUGCUCCAAAGCAAUCGAGUAUGCGUUUCAUGAGCUUUGUUCGGAAGAAUCAGCAUACGACUGGCGCCACUGAUUCGACCGACGUCACGGAUUCAACUAAACCAUCUGAGUGGGAACUUGCCGUGCACAGCGGAAUGGGACAGUCGGCAUCAUUCCUUCGAAACGAUGUCGAUGGAAAGCCAGAUUUCGAUGAAGUUUGAAUUCUGCUUUUGAGUGAGUUUAGUGCUGGAUCUGUAUUUCUUCAAUCAAUUUGUGUUUGUAAAAUCUGUGAAUGCUGCGGUUGUCAUCUUUCUACAUCUUCCUGAUCUUUUUGCUCUCGCCGUUUCCACCAUCUCUUAUUGCCUCUGUCUGCGUUUACCUUCUGCCUUGUACCUUGCAACAAUGAUACCCUUCAUGUCCAUAUGCUACUCGUAAUAAUUCUCAUGUUCUUCCUAUCAUCGAAUUCCCUUCGCUGGAGCUGCUUCAACAGAUGAUAUGUCGCGACGUUGUCCAUCAAACCUCGACCCAAU